This is a messenger RNA of Ostertagia ostertagi, 879 nucleotides long. The record is from the annotation of a GenBank genome assembly. Lineage: Eukaryota; Metazoa; Nematoda; Chromadorea; Rhabditida; Trichostrongylidae.
CCUGAGUCUGCUGUACUUCAGAAUUUUCUUCAAGUACCAUAUUUCAAGGACAUUCUACAGUGUGCCAGAGAGUUCUCAUCAGCUCAUCAGUCUUUAGCGACACUUAUGGUCAAUAUGGGCGUUCUUACGAAGAAGAAAUUUUACCUCAGCUUCAUUCAUGAAGUGGUUAGUGUUCACCUGAAAAGAGAUCCUCAGACAGUUUCUAAAAUUGUAUGUUCUGCAGAGGAGCUAGAUGGUCUUGUUUCAUUGUUGUUCUCUGAACUGAAUCCUCGCUUACUCGAGCUUGGACUUCGUCUUACAUCCGUAGCCGAUGAAGAAACAGGUCGGGAAAUGGUAGUGUUGGUGAGUGAGGAUGUGCUUCCGAGGGACAUCAGCAGCAUAAGCGGAUUCUCAGCAGACGAGCUCCUGUUGUUUUCACGGUAUAUUCCACAGUUUGUUGAUGGUGGUGGUCAGUGUGAGAGCUCUUGGGCACUCAAUGAGGCAACCAAACUUCCGAACCCAAUAACGCUUGUGAAAGCCCAAAAUUUCUUGGACAAACUCGUCAGCGUUGGCUGGAUUUCCGAGAAAGGCGACACCCUCUGGCUGCAGCCGCGUGCAAUAGCAGAACUAGAGCCCGUCCUCACAACGAGAUACGGCUGUAGUAUAUGCAUUUUAUGCCAGAAAAAAGGCGACACCCUCUGGCUGCAGCCGCGUGCAAUAGCAGAACUAGAGCCCGUCCUCACAACGAGAUACGGCUGUAGUAUAUGCAUUUUGUGCCAGAAAGUAGUCGUUCGAUACGCAGCUAGUUCCGAAGCUGACGACAUAUCGUGUCCUAGAAGAGGAUCUGGAGGGUGUGAUCAAAUGUUUUCAAAGAGUGAUGUAACGACAGGAUUCAAUUGA